This is a messenger RNA of Prorocentrum cordatum, 4511 nucleotides long. Lineage: Eukaryota; Dinophyceae; Prorocentrales; Prorocentraceae. The record is from the annotation of a GenBank genome assembly.
GCUUGAGGCACGUGCGCGAGCGCCCGUGGCGGAUGGCAGGGGCUCUCUGGGUGCCUGGGCUGCAGGCGGCAACGCAGGUGACACAGGCGUACCUGCUCCGCUGCCCGCCACCGCCGCCGUGCCCGCAGGCGAACUGUCCGACGGUCGCGCUGCCGCCGUGCCCGCAGCCCGUGCCGUGCCCCCCUUGUCCGGCGUGCCACGCCAGCCAGUGCCCAGCAGCUCCAGAGGCCGCGGGGGGCUGCGACGCCUGGAGCUCGGGCGGCCUGCUCCUCUUCGUCCUCGGCGUCCUGGCAGGUCGGUCACCGGCCGUGGAGGCGAUGACGGGCCACGUGGAGAGACACCAGGUGGCCUGGCUGCGCUACCGAGUAGCCGGGCCCGCUCUGUACCAUCAAAGAUUGCUCUUGAAGCAGCUCCGAUCGUCCGUUGACAGCUGGGUAGUGCUGACGCCCGACGGCGACAUGUACGUAGAGGAUCUUGAGGUGAGUGACGACAUCCGGGAGGUGCUCUACGAGAACAUUCCUGGCGUGGAGUCCGCGCAGGUGCGAGGCUGCGGCUACAGGUUCGGCGCGAUGCCCUCGGCCGACGGCCUGAGGAGGCUGGCGCAGCAGGCGGAGUCGUUGCGGGACCAGGAGGACGCCGUGCGGGGGUACCGGGCCCCGGCGGAGGGAGCCGGCAGCCAGGGCGGCUUUGAGCCUGUGGGAGGCACGGAGACCCCGCGGGGUGCGCCAGGUCUGCCGCCGCCGCUCCCGCCGCCUUUGGAGGCUCCGGGGCCCCCGGGACGCUGGGUCAUUGCCAUCGACACCGGCGAGGGCAAGGUGGGCGACUCCAUCACCGUUGCUGACGUGUCGCGGGCGUCGGGAGACACACGCAUUGGCGUGGCUCAGGUGUCGAACGGGGCCUGGGUGUUCGUGGAGCGGCACGGAGAGACUAAGGAGGAGUACCUCAGCCGGACUGCCAGGCGUCGUGGAGCUGGUGACGGCAGCCUUGAUGCGCGCGUGCUGCCGGUGACCUACAACUCCUCGAGCGUGCGCCAGCGCCCCUGGAGAGAGACGGUGGCGAAGAUGUCUCAGGUCACGUUCUCGGACUGGCCGCUGCCGGGGCCACGCACCGUUGACUGGUGUGCGCGCUUCGUGGAUCGCAGGGGGGGCGGCCCGGUCGACCACCGCCGCUGGUGGGUCGGCCACCUUCGCCUGCAGAGCUCGGACUUCGGGGUGCAGGAGCACGAGCACGGCAUGCGAGCGUUCCAGUUUUUUGGGGAGUACGACCAGGUCGACCUCCCAAACCUGGUGGGCUUGGAGGUCACACUCCGUCGGUGCCAUCUCAUCGAGUACCAUUACGAGAAGAAGGGCAAGGCAGCCACUGGCAAGGAGCAGGGGGCUGGGCUGUCACGCGAGGAGGCGGCCUACUUCACGGGCUCGCACAGGCUCGGGGGUGAGGUGAUGAUCUGCCCCGAGUUGAUAGAGUGGGUUUCAAAGGAGAUCGAGAAGGACGCCAGCGUGGCGAAGCAGAUGCGAAAAGCGCGGGAGGAGGCGCGCCUCUCGCGCAAGGACUUCAACGUCAGCCGGAAGGUCAGGCGCCGCCUCGAGGCCCGCUCGCACGCCGACCAGUGGUGCGCGGACGUCGCACGCUCGUUGAAUGAGAUAGGAGGGCACCUGUGCAAGGACACGGACGCCUGCCGCUCCAGCCGCUUCCGGCCGCGUGUGCACGACCUCGGCAUGGCCCGCGUGAGGGCCAGUGUCGAGCGGUGUGGGCGGCCGCCCGCCGACCUCACCUGCCAGGGGGCCUUUGAUGAGCUCCGGGCCAACCACAGCUACGAGGGUGCGCCUGCGGCUGUGGCGCCGAUGGACAUAGGCUUGCUCAGCCUGAGCGGGGCCGGCGCUCUUGCCGACCUGGCCCAGUUGCUGCGUGAUGGCCGCUCUGAGGUCCGCGGUUUUGUAAAAGAUUUUCUCCUGCCAAAGGAUCAGGCAGACGUGCGUCUCGGCCUCGAGGGAGUGCCACGCCGUCCAUACUCUGAUCCUCUGCUGCACCGGCCUCGAGAGCACGAGCGUCUCUUGGCAGUCAUGUCAAGCAAAGGAAUGAUCGAGUAUUUUCUCGACGUGGUCGAGACUUGCGGACUUUUUAGUGUUUGGAAAAAGAGCGGGAAGCAGAGACUCAUCAUUGAUGCCCGCCGAUCGAGUUGUUGGUUCAAGGACCCCCCAAAGACCCGUCUGGCCUCAGGGGGCUCUUUUGCUCGUCUUUCUGCUGCCGCCGAUCUCACUCUCGAGCUCGGUCAGACUGACAUACAGGAUGCCUUCUAUCAGCUUGCUAUGCCGGUCGAGCUCCGCCCGUACUUUGGUCUGGCGCCCGUUCGAGCCGGCCGUGUAGGGGUGUCUGUCACUGUCGAGGGAUCCCAGGUCUCACCCAGCACGCUUGUCUACCCACGCCUCUGUGUCUUGGCGAUGGGGUGGACCCGCGCCCUGAAUUGGCGCCAGCGGGUGCUUGAAGACAUCAGCUCCCGGGUCCCAGGUCUUGGGAUGGAGUCCAGGUCCCGGGAAACGCCCGAGCUGCGGCCCACGGUGUGGCCGAAGAGCUGCGCCUCGCCGGGUUGCGUGCUCACCCUGUCGAAGCGGCUCUCUGGGAAGGAUCUGGAGGUCCUCGCGGGGCACUGCGCGCACGCCUUCCUCAUGCGUCGUGAGUUGCUGUGCUGCUUCAACGCUGUGUACGCCUUCAUCGCAAAGCAUCGACACGAGCGGGUGCCCCUGUGGGAAGUGGUACGUAAAGAGCUCCGAUGGGCCUCCCACUUGGUUUGCUUCUUUUGGCGUGACCUGUCGGCUUCUGUCUGCCCCGUGGCGGUGUCGAGCGACGCGUCGGAGCGGGGGCGCGGGGUCACCGUCUUGGAGGGGGACAAGGGCGACAUCGUAGAGGCUAUGAAGUACUCGGACAGGUGGCGCAUUCGUGAUGGCUCCGGAGGGGCCCGCGCACAGGCCGCUGAGCUGAUCGAGGAGGCCCUGGCGGGCCACCGCGUCCCUGGAGAACGUGAUGAAGGAGCUCAGCCGGGCGCCGUCGCGGACGGCGAGGCGGACUGGGGCCCCGAAGGAGGUGAUCGAGUCCCACUGGUCCCCGAGAGGCUCCUCAAAGGGAAGUGGUCUGUGUUGUGCUCUCGCCCUUGGAAGCGCCCCGAAGGCAUGCCCGUCCUCGAGACCCGGUCGACGCUCUGGGGGCUGCGACACCAACUUCGUAACACACGGUGGUGGGGUCGAAGGCUCCUCUUCCUGUCCGACUCGAUGUCCGCCACCCCGGCUCUGUCGAAGGGCCGGAGCUCGGCCCCAGGCAUGCUGAGAGCGGUGCGGGCAUGGGCGUCGUCGCUGCUGGUGUCGGGCUGCUUUGCAACCGUCCGCUGGAUCCCUAGCGAGCUCAACUCGGCAGACGCUCCCUCGAGGCGUGGGCUCGCCCUCGGCUCCAGGGGGCGGCGAUCGCGAGGGGCCAAUCCUGGCCCGCGAGGCGCGGCCGCUGCCGGCCCAGGCGCCGCCCCCGAGCGCCCUCUCGGCCGACGGGGCUCUGCCGCAGCGCGUGGCGGCGCCGCCGCGGGCGCGAGGGCCGGCGCGGAGUGGCCGGGCGGAGGGCCCGGCCGCCGCCCCCGCCUCUCCGCGCCGCGCGGGGAUGCCCGCGAUGACGCCCGCGAGGCGGGCCCGCCGCAGCGCGGCCAAGGCCCCGGCCGCGCGGACGCCCGCCCGCAGGCGCUGGGCAGGGAGCAGGGCGCCGGCGGCCGUCAACCGCAUGAGCUUCUGGCUGCCGGAGAGUGUCAAGCCGCGGACGUGAGUGCUGUACCCGACGAGCUGGGACUUCCUCGCGGACUGGGCCCGGGAGCGAAGCUACCGACCGUGACGGAGGACGAGCUCGAGACGGCCGUGCUGGACUACCUCGGCUGGGAGUACUUCGAGGGGGUCCACUCAAGUUUAGGGAGCCGCCUGGUCUGUGCCGCGUGCUACCUGCGCCCGGAGCUCAGCCGCCAGCGCGACGCGAGGCGGGCCCGCGUCCGGUCGGCCCUGCGGGUCUGGAGCCUGCGGUCGCCGAGCCAGUCGCGCCUGCCGACCCUGUGGGAGGUGGUUUGCCUGAUCGUGGACCUCCUGGUGCGGAAGGGCCAGUGGGACAGGGCCGCGCUGAUCGCGGUGCGCGUGGUCUUCUACCUGCGGCCCAGCGAGCUCCUGGACCUGAGGACCUGCCAGCUGGGGCUGCCGCUGGCCGCCAGCCAGUCGCUCCGGCAGCGCGUGACCCUGGCGUUGCACCCGAUGGAGCUCGGGCAGCCGUCCAAGGAGCUGGGCAUGGAGGUGCUGGGCUCGCCAACCCUCCACGGCCUUCGGCGCGCAGAGGCGUGCCUGGGCUGCGCGCUGGGUCGCCGCACGAUGCUCGAGAUCCAGCACCGCGGGAACUGGGCGGCCGCCACCCGGCGGCUGGCCGAGCAGCUUCACCUGCCCGCCCCAGGUGCGCGUCUAGCCGCGCGCCGAUGCGCCGCGCGGAUUGGCAGCAUCCUG